UAAAAGCAUACUGCCGUGGUGUGCCAAAAAUAUCUUUAUCUGUAAAGGUCAAAAGCGCGUGUCCUGUGCCCGAUAAAAAUGAAUACACAAUACUAAAGAAUACUAACGCGCGUGGCGGAACACACAUCGCCGCUUGUUUUUAUGCUUUGAUUCUCUUGCACCACUGUCUUAUUGUACCGUUAAAGAUUUGGCGUUCGCUACCGUCAGUGAUCUCGUUGAGCUACUGCCUCAUCAACAGAGGGUGUUUCAGCCAAGCGUCUGCAGGCUUUCGGAAAUUAUUGAAGCGAUCUCCGCACCGAUUUUUGGUUCGCCAACCAUUCUAUCUAAAAGCGCAGUUGUCCUACUGUCCACUUUAUUGGUUCUCGCCAAACCUAAACUGACCUGGAAGACACAGGAAUCUUAAACUAGACUAGCCCUUCAAUUAAACUAGAUUUGACCAACUAAGGGUACGCAAUAAAUGACGCAGCGUUGCAGCUAAAAGCGAAGGCUAAAGGCUUCAUGGUUUCAUGGCGAAGGCUUCAUGGCGAAGCCUAAAAAACCCUCAGAUUCUGGCUGCCUGCCGGCAGCCGCCCUGUCCCAACGGUCAGCCAUAUGGGCUGCCGUGCCGCCAUCACCCGCGCCCGUAAUGGCCACGCCACCGCCGCGCAUCCGGCUGAUCGGGAUGAUCCCGAAGGGCCCUUGCAAAGGGCCCGCAAUGGCGCGUAUUCUCCGCAAUGGACGUGCUAAACAGCCAAGGCCACCGACUCUGCCCGGCGGCCAUGAUCCGCCGUUCCCCCGUCUGGAUGGAGCUGCUCAAGAAAUUCCGGUUUCGGUGGGAAACUCCCGUAAACCGCCGGCGAAAAAGAAGCGUAAACGCUCGCAACCCAUGAAGGAUUCAUCUUCCGCGGCGAAACGACCCCGCACCCGCCCACCGGUCCCAAAAGCUGUCGCCAUCAUGGCCAUGACACUUCCCGCAAAGUCAACGAGCAACGCCGAAUCUCGGGCGGCCAAUGCGUCACUUUCGCCGGAGGAUUCGGAAAAACCGGUGUCCGAAGAGGAGGACGGUAAUAAUGAGUCGACACAGGAUCUCGAACGAGGAGCCGGAGUUGAAAGCGCGUCGGCCAGUAUGAAGAUGGCCACAUCACCGGAAGACACGAACCGGCAGGUGGUGCACACUGACAGGGCGCCGGAAAACGUGUGCGACCAUGGGAACGACCAUGGGAACACGCCGGUAAGCGGCUCGGGAACGCCUCCUCCCGCAGCAUCAUCCAUCGUCAACGAGUACAUCACCGCGAACGCAGAGCCCGUGGCUCCCACCAGCCCCAGGGGAGUGGAUAUAGUCGCGGCGACUCAAGGGUCAUCCCUGGCUGGAUUGGGAGUGGCAGGAGGUGCCGUCGGCAGUGGUCGGUUACCGGCAGAGCCAGUACAGCCGGCGACAGAUGCGUUUCCGUUCGGGAUUGUCAUUCACGGAUUGUAUUCGGACGAUGGAUUGGCGAAGCGCGUGCUGGCAUUCUUCAGCGCACGCGGCACUGUCGUACGUUUUCGUCCUAUUUCGCUGAGGUGCCGGGAAGAUCAACGGCGUAGUGGAAAGUACAAAACUCUGUACAACCAGCGGGUAUUUGUUGUCAUGCGGGAGCCGUUCGACUAUAAGGCGGCCGGGGAUGAGUUCAAAGCCACUAAGGGAGAAAGGGUAGAUUGGAAACGUGCCCACGAUCCCCAUUCCGACCGAGAGCGGAACAGGCCCAGCGGAGCACAGCAGCCGUUUAUACUUUCUAAGCGCCGCCAAAGGGGUAUCAAGUACCUGGCUGCGAAAUUUCAACGAAGGGCGACUGCAUACCCACCGGUUGUCGCUGAACACCGUCCGCCGCCUAUGCCGCCCGUACUCCCUCCUCCACCACCGGUGUGUAGCCCACCAGCUCCCAUGCAGCAACAAUUCAAGACGCCGAGUGCGUUUCCUUUUCGACCACCGGCACAUGGUCCACCCGUUGCCAUGCAGGAGCCGUACCAUAUGCCGCCAUAUUGUCAACCGCUUCCUCAUCCGCCUCCACCACGACCGUUCCUACCGCCACCACCACAGUACACCGCAUACGGGCCGCGUGUCAGCGAGAUUUCAGUUCAUGUGCGAUACCGAUACUACUGAUCAGGGUAGCGACGAAGUACCCCAUGGGCUGCCUGCUUGUUGAUUGUAACCGGAGGGUGCUUCGGCCGAUAGCUCGCUAAGUUUGCUUCUUUAUAUGACGCUGAUACCGUUCUCCUUGUUUUCAUCCUCUUAGCAAUGCUAGUGAUCAUUUGUUGUGCAAAAUUGUUUCCUCAGUUGAGCUUGUUACGCGUUCUUUCUUGACUAUAUAGUACAAUGUCAGAAUCCCGGAUCAAUGAACAGUACUCCACUUUGUUUUCUAAUUCGUUGUUGAUAUGCGGAGCCGAAUGGCGGGCGAGCACUAGUUGCAAACA
Messenger RNA from Paramacrobiotus metropolitanus, 2430 nucleotides. RefSeq names its product sterile alpha motif domain-containing protein 1-like. NCBI's taxonomy places the organism in Eukaryota, Metazoa, Tardigrada, Eutardigrada, Parachela, Macrobiotidae. The record is from RefSeq and is a predicted model, not a curated record. The transcript has 11 exons. The coding region runs from base 521 to 2119 and encodes 532 amino acids.